AUGCUUGGAGUGCGUGUUCGUGGUGGAAGUGGCCAUGGUCGUGCUCGCGAUGGCCCUGGUGGGGCAGUGGGUCGUCGUAAGAAAAAGGAAAGAAAACCAGACUUCAGAGUUGAAUGGGAGAAGAAGUCCGACCAUGUUCCAAGACCACAACAAUUCACCGGCAAUCCUGGUCCCACCGACGAUUUCAGCGGCCUCUCUGCGGUGCAGAUACCCUUUUUCCCGGACGUUAGCUUCCUAUCAACUGACAGUAGCCGCAUCCUGGACGAUAUUCCAGAUUUGGCUUUUGAUUCUGUGGGAGGUACAUUCAGCCGCCCAAUGCCGGAUCCAGAACCCAUUCCUUGGUCGCCAGCACUGCCGUCAAGCACACCACUGGCCAUGCACAGGGGACAGAGGCAUGAAGAGAAGAUGACAAAGAUGGCUAGUCAGCUCAACGACAUCUGGGAGUGGUUGCAGGACUGGAGGUCCCUGCAAACUUUUCCCCCUACUUUGCCAUAUAACCAAACUGCACGUCAAGCAAGCCCCCCUGCCCCAACAGUGACUAGCCCUACCCAGCCAUUGAGCUCCCCUGCCCAGCCGCCGAUCCCUGCUACCCAGCCAUCCAACAUCAGACCCCCUGUCCUGCCUACACUGACCACCCCUUCCCAGCCGUGGAGGCCCCCAACCCAGCCAUUGAGGCCCCCAACCCAGCCAUUGAGGCCCCCAACCCAGCCAUUGAGGCCCCCAACCCUGCCGGUGAGCCCCCCCACCCAGACUGUGAGGCCCCCAACCCAGCCGGUGAGGCCCCCAACCCAGCUAUUGAGCCCCAGGCCCCCAAUCCUGCCUGUAAACCCCUCUGCACUCCCCUCAGCAUCUCUUUCACCGUCAACAGUUUCAAAUGCAAGAGACAAUUCUACCUCAAUCCCAAAUUAUGCUCUGUCUCUUGUACGGAAACUGUUUACGGAGGAGGAGAUGAAGGGGGGAAAUUGUAGGGGGGUCAAGGGCAAACGUCCAUUAGACCCAAGCCGACUGACGAUGGUGAGACAAGAGGUCUUGAAACAUCCUGAAGUUGUGCCCGGCAAGUUCCCAAACUUCUGGAAAACUAUCUGCACACGGGCAAUCGACGAAGAAUGUAGAAGACUAAAUAGAAGCAACAAAAGUAUGUAGUGAUUAGUUAAAUUUGUAUUUGCUAGAGAUUUAAGUAGUACAUGUAGUAAUUAGUAAGAUUUGUAUUUGCUCGAGAUUUAAGCAACAUUGUUGCUUACAUUUAGUGAAAUGUCAUAUUUUAGUAUUUCAUUGUUUGUAUAUGCUAUUGUUUUGCAGGCUUUUUUUACUACUACCUAAUGAAUUUACUAAUUAGUCUUACUCUUUAAGUAUUUUAUAUGAACUCAGAAUAUUUUUUUAUCUGUCUUAUGAGCUUUUGUAUGUUUCUGUUAUUAUUCCAACAGUUCUGGAUAUUUUGCCAGAUACAAUGUACAUGUCACAGUAUUGACAUGAUAUUUCCAAUUUAAGUUUCAUCAUCAUGUAUAUAAGAAUGAAGAUCAUUGUAGUUUAGAGUUGCUUCAGUCGAACACUGAUAAAAACAGCACUGUUAAUACAACAUCCUGCUUAAGUCAAGGAAAAGUUUAAGUCCCAAGUCUUUGUUUUUCUUUGUUUUCAAUACUGUUGAUUUAAGCUGGCUAAUACCAAGUUUGUUUAUUGAGAAUUUUUUUUUUCUUAACAAGUUUGUCAACUGAACCUCAAAUUUAAAUUGUUAAGAGGAUAUAACUGUACAUCUUUACCUUAUUGACAUUUUGGUAACACAAUUUUCAGGAGAAUGCAGAAAUAAAUUAAAGAAUUUCCACUUAAA
This is a messenger RNA of Patiria miniata (bat star), 1825 nucleotides long. RefSeq names its product formin-like protein 6. The transcript is spliced from 4 exons. Gene Ontology annotation, biological process: rDNA heterochromatin formation. Lineage: Eukaryota; Metazoa; Echinodermata; Asteroidea; Valvatida; Asterinidae. The record is from RefSeq and is a predicted model, not a curated record. Bases 1 to 1143 code for a protein of 380 amino acids. Gene Ontology annotation, cellular component: heterochromatin. Gene Ontology annotation, molecular function: DNA binding.